UUUUUCAGGGCUGAUGCUCCGGAGACCUCAGGGACUUCUUUCGGGACUCACAGAAACCUACACGCUGGUGAUGGCACACAGGGACUGUUUUCUUGUUCUUAGUCUAAAUGAUUGCCAAGAAGGAAGGCGAAGGUAGAACCGUCGGAUCUAGGGCUCUCCCCAGAGCUUCUAAUCACAGACCUUAUUAAACUCCUUUCUGAGCCCAAGGACAGAGUUCACCUGAACAAAUGAUUUUGAGUCAUGAAUGAAAACUCUUGCUCUUUCCAUAAUGAGGAAGAAUUAAGAGAUGGACAGGUUGAAGGUGUGUCUGCUGGGUACCCUCCACCAUGUGACAAGGACAACAGUGCUCUUCUGGCUUUCAGGGGAAUUCCUAUCUCAGAGUUGAAGAACCACGGCAUCCUCCGGGCCCUGACGGCAGAAACGAAUAAUGGCUGGGAGCCGGCUGUUAUGAAUACAGAGGUGCUCCGAGCCCAAGAAGAAUGGGAAGCUGUGGACAGUAUCCAGCCAGAGACAGGGAGCCGGGCCAGCUCAGACCAGCCUGGGCAGCUAAUCUCUUUCAUUGAGGCCCUCCAGCAUUUCCAGACCGUGGACCUCUCUUCCUUCAAGAAAAGAAUCCAGCCAACGAUCCGAAGGACCGGGCUUGCUGCCCUCCGGCACUGCCUCUUCGGGCCUCCAAAGCUCCACCAGGGCCUCCGUGAAGAAAGGGACUUGGUCCUGACCAUCGCUCAGUGUGGCCUGGAUAGCCAAGACCCAAUGCAUGGCCGAGUCCUCCAGACCAUCUAUAAGAAGCUGACCGGCUCCAAGUUUGACUGUGCCCUCCACGGAGACCACUGGGAAGAUCUGGGCUUUCAGGGAACAAAUCCAGCCACAGACUUGAGAGGAGCAGGCUUCCUUGCCCUCCUGCAUCUCCUGUACCUGGUGAUGGACUCAAAGACCUUGCUGAUGGCCCAGGAGAUCUUCCGCCUGUCUCGUCACCAUAUCCAGCAAUUCCCCUUCUGUUUGAUGUCCGUGAACAUCACCCGCAUCACCAUCCAGGCCUUAAGGGAGGGAUGUCUCUCCAGGGAGUGUAACCGGCAGCAGAAGGUGAUCCCGGUGGUGAACAGCCUCUACGCCGCCGCUUUCCUCCGCCUUGCGCACGUCUGGAGGACGCAGCACAAGACCGUCUCUGACUCGGGCUUUGUCCUCAGAGACUUGGAGGUGUUGGCCAAGAAGAGCCCCAGACGGCUGCUCAAGACCCUGGAGAUCUACUUGGCUGGAGUGGCAAAGGGACAGGCCUCCCUGUUGGGGGCACGGAAGUGUGCUGGGCCACAAGCCCCCCCCUCCAAGGAUCUCACUUUCACAGGAGUGUGUGACCUGCCACCACACUCCUCUGAAGGCACAUGGCUGAUCUGA
Molecule: messenger RNA, 1392 nt
Organism: Lipotes vexillifer (Yangtze River dolphin)
Lineage: Eukaryota; Metazoa; Chordata; Mammalia; Artiodactyla; Lipotidae
Gene: ELMOD3
Product: ELMO domain containing 3
Exons: 11
Coding region: 241-1392 (383 amino acids)
Source: RefSeq, a predicted model, not a curated record